Microthlaspi erraticum is the source of this 393-nucleotide messenger RNA. The record is from the annotation of a GenBank genome assembly. NCBI's taxonomy places the organism in Eukaryota, Viridiplantae, Streptophyta, Magnoliopsida, Brassicales, Brassicaceae.
AUGUUGGAGGAUGUUGGAAAACUCCCACAGGUGACGAGUGUUUUAAAGAAGUGCAUUUUCAUGAAUGGCUACAUUUAUGUUCAUGUCCCUCUUGUGACUAUGAUGAGGAAGUUCACAAAUAAGGCAAAAUUGUAUAGGCCAGCGGUUACUAGAUUUGCUACAUGUUUCAUCACUCUUGCGCAAUAUCACAAGCAGCAGAAUAACUUGAGGAAGAUGGUUACUUCAGAAGAAUGGGAGAGCUUGAAAUGGUCAAAGGAAGCUGGUGGAAAGAAAGUAAAAACAUAUAUUCUGCAAGAAAGCUUUUGGAAAAAUGUUGUGUAUGCUCUAAAGUUGCCAGGUCCAAUUGUUGAGGCAUUAAGAAAAGUUGAUGGAGAUAGAAAACCAGCCAUGUGA